CUUAAAACAGCCGAUGCUUUCACCCCUCUCUGCAUUGUCACAGCCUGUAUCACCACUCUUAAAAGGCUAUCGCAGGCACUCCCGGCACCAACUGCUGACCAGCCUGCCCCCUUGCCUCCCUGCCUGCUGCCGGCUGCCUUGAAUGCCUGGUUCCUCCAGCUCCUUGCGGGUCUAAACAGAGCAGGGACCAUGUCUACCUUCGGCUACAGGAGAGGACUUAGCAAAUACGAAUCCAUCGAUGAGGACGAACUCCUCGCUUCGCUGUCAGCUGAGGAGCUGAAGGAGCUCGAGAGGGAGUUGGAAGACAUUGAACCUGACCGCAGCCUUCCCGUGGGGAUGAGGCAAAAGAGUCUGACAGAGAAAACCCCCACGGGGACGUUCAGCCGAGAGGCACUGAUGGCCUAUUGGGAAAAGGAGUCCCAAAAACUCUUGGAGAAGGAGAGGCUGGGGGAGUGUGGAAAGGUUGCGGAAGACGACAAAGAGGAAAGCGAGGAGGAGCUCAUCUUUACAGAAAGUAACAGUGAGGUUUCUGAAGAGGUGUAUACAGAAGAGGAGGAAGAAGAGGAGGAGGACGACGAGGACGAGGAUAGCGAAGAAGAGGAAAGAACAGUUGAAAACGAGAAAGGGAUUAACGGAGCUGUACAUUACCGUAGUGUCAAUUCUGACAACGCAAGGCCAAAGACAUUUACCAGUCAGAUCGAAAACAUACAACUGACGAAUGGCCACACACCGAGGAACACAGAGUCCCCGGCUGCUGCCACGCACCCCUGCGGAAACCCUACAGUGAUCGAGGAUGUCCUGGAAAAGAUUAAGAACAACGACCCCGACACCACGGAGGUCAACCUGAAUAACAUCGAGAACAUCACGUCGCAGACCCUCGCCCGCUUCGCUCAGGCCCUCAAGGACAACACGGUGGUGAAGACCUUCAGUCUGGCCAACACGCGCGCCGACGACAGUGCGGCCACAGCCAUCGCGGAAAUGCUCCGAGUCAACCAGCACAUCACCAAUGUCAACAUCGAGUCCAACUUCAUCACGGGCAAGGGCAUCCUGGCCAUCAUGCGGGCCCUGCAGCACAACACCGUGCUCACGGAGCUUCGCUUCCACAACCAGAGGCACAUCAUGGGCAGCCAGGUGGAGAUGGAGCUCGUCAAGCUGCUGAGGGAGAACACCACCCUGCUGAGGCUGGGCUACCACUUCGAGCUCCCAGGACCAAGAAUGAGCAUGACGAGCCUCCUGACGAGAAACAUGGAUAAGCAGCGGCAGAAGCGGAUGCAGGAGCAAAAACAGCAGGAGGGAAGCGAGGGAGGAGCCACCCUUAGGACCAAAGUCUGGCAGAGAGGAACGCCUGGCUCUUCACCUUACGCAUCUCCCAGGCACUCUCCCUGGUCAUCCCCCAAAGUCCCCAAGAAAGUCCAAACGGGGAGGAGCCGGCCCAUGUCCCCUGUGGCCCCGCCCCCGCCCCCGCCGCCUCCGCCCCCGCCCCCGCCGCCCCCUCUUCCUCCGCAGAGGCUGCCGCCCCCUCCUCCGCCUCCACCCCCUCCUCCCCCAGAGAAGAAGCUCAUCACAAGGAACAUUGCCGAAGUCAUCAAACAGCAGGAGAGCGCCCAGCGGGCACUGCAGAAUGGACAGAAAAAGAAAAAAGGGAAAAAGGCUAAAAAACAGCCAAACAAUAUCCUAAAGGAAAUUAAAAAUUCCCUGAGGUCCGUGCAAGAGAAGAAAACCGAAGACAGUUCCCGACCUUCCACCCCGCAGAGAUCGGCUCAUGAGAAUCUCAUGGAAGCUAUUCGGGGAAGCAGCAUACGACAGCUAAGGCGGGUGGAAGUUCCAGAAGCUCUGCGAUAAAAACAUGAUCUUUAGAAGAGGAUGCAGAAAUAUUCAGUGGUAUUAGAUGAAAUGCAUUGUGAGAUGUUUCUAAAAUACUUUCUUCAAUUUGAAAUGUUCUCUGACUCUAAAAAUAGCCUCGCCCAUUAAUUCCAAAGAGAAUUUUAAGAAACAGUCAGCAUGUUUCUUCUGUAAAUAUGAAAAUAAACUUCUUUUUUAUGUCAUGAGAUUUGUACUGACAAGAAGCAGUUUAUUUAAAGAUGCUCUGGACGGUUGGUAACUCUGAGCUACAACGAAUUAACGAAAUAUGCUGUUAUUUUUGUAAUCCCAAUAAAUUUGGAUUGAAUUUU
Molecule: messenger RNA, 2171 nt
Organism: Phacochoerus africanus (Common warthog)
Lineage: Eukaryota; Metazoa; Chordata; Mammalia; Artiodactyla; Suidae
Gene: LMOD2
Product: leiomodin 2
Exons: 3
Coding region: 190-1842 (550 amino acids)
Biological process (GO): pointed-end actin filament capping; myofibril assembly; muscle contraction
Cellular component (GO): striated muscle thin filament; myofibril
Molecular function (GO): tropomyosin binding
Source: RefSeq, a predicted model, not a curated record